AUGGCGGCUAAGAUUAAGAAAGUGUUGGAACCAUUGAUGGAGGAGGUGAACCGAUGGGGUUGUUUGAAGCAGACUGGGGUGAGCUUGAGGUACAUGAUAGAGUUUGGUUCCACACCCAUUCCCAAGAAUUUGCUCAUUUCUUCUCAGUUCCUUUACAGGGAGCUUCCUAUUAGGAUUGCUAGGAGAGUCAUUGAGCUUGAGAAUCUCCCAUAUGGCUUAUCUCAUAAGCCUCCCGUUUUGAAGGUUAGAGAUUGGUACUUGGAUUCUUUCUGUGAUCUUAGAUCUUUCCCUGAGAUCAAGAAUAUGAAUGAUGAGAAAGAAUUCACUGAAAUGAUUAAGUUCAUCAAGGUGAGACACAACAAUGUAGUACCUACCAUGGCCCUUGGUGUUCAGCAGUUGAAGCAAGGUAUGAAUGGGAAGAUUGUUUACAAGGAUCCUGAUGAGAUAGAUCAGUUUCUUGAUCGCUUUUACAUGUCAAGAAUUGGAAUCCGUAUGCUUAUUGGGCAACAUGUUGAGUUGCACAAUCCCUAUCCUCUUCCCAAUUGUGUAGGUUGUAUUCAUACAAGAUUGUCUCCCAUGGAUGUGGCAUGGAAUGCCAGUGAGGAUGCACGUGCUAUGUGUUAUCGUGAAUAUGGCAGUGCCCCAGAUGUACAUAUUUAUGGGGAUCCUAAUUUUAUUUUUCCGUACGUUCCAGCUCACUUGCAUCUUAUGAUAUUUGAGUUGGUUAAGAACUCACUGCGUGCAGUCCAAGACCGUUUUAUGGAUUCUGACAAGAUUGCUUCUCCCAUUAGAAUAAUAGUUGCUGAUGGAAUAGAGGAUGUUACCAUAAAGGUCUCAGACGAGGGAGGUGGAGUACCAAGAAGUGGUCUUCCAAAAAUAUUUACAUAUCUCUACAGUACAGCUAGAAACCAAUUGGAUGAACAUUCAGAUCUUGGAAUAGCUGAUAAUGUAACAAUGGCUGGAUAUGGUCAUGGGCUUCCUGUUUGCCGCUUGUAUGCUAGGUAUUUUGGCGGUGAUCUUCAAGUAAUCUCUAUGGAAGGAUAUGCAUGGCAACUUUUUGUUUCUCUUCUAAAAUGUUUCCAAUAUUGUACGGCUUUUGAAUUAUUGAAUUUGAUUGCACUAUUAUGUGCUACAGCUGUGUCAGCGGCUGAAUGA
Gastrolobium bilobum is the source of this 1155-nucleotide messenger RNA. Its product is annotated as pyruvate dehydrogenase (acetyl-transferring) kinase, mitochondrial-like. Gene Ontology annotation, biological process: protein phosphorylation; regulation of glucose metabolic process. The coding region runs from base 1 to 1155 and encodes 384 amino acids. Gene Ontology annotation, molecular function: pyruvate dehydrogenase (acetyl-transferring) kinase activity. The transcript has 6 exons. NCBI's taxonomy places the organism in Eukaryota, Viridiplantae, Streptophyta, Magnoliopsida, Fabales, Fabaceae. The record is from RefSeq and is a predicted model, not a curated record. Gene Ontology annotation, cellular component: mitochondrion.